AUGGAAGUAGCUGAAUGUAAGAUAACAGCUGGUACAGAUAAACCAAGUCAAGUACUGGAACAGAUUUGGCAUCUAAACCUAAUGAUAAGAGAAACACUUCUAAAGAGUGACCUUCAAGAUAAUGAAGCUACAGCGGAGUAUGUGCCUAGAUUGAUCUCUCUCAUGCAAGAGCUCAGCAGUUCCCUCGGUCAAAAGCUACAACACACUACAGAGAUCCUACAAGACACCUGCCAGCUAUUGAAUACUCUUCAGAACAAACACAAGCAAUUGGUUUCAAGUCAAGAUAUCACUUUUAUGGGUUGUCUUCAAAAAAUAAUUGAACUCUUUCUGGAUACAGUUACACAUCUUCAAGAGGCAAAAAACAAAUGUUAUGUUAUUAGAUGCAGCCAUGAUGAUAAAUCUCAAUCCCAGAUUGUUCAAGAUGUUUUCAAUGAAACAGUUGUGUGUGAAGGAGAAGAGACACAUUCUGGGAAAGUAUCUGCUGGUGUAAGUCAGCCACUCCAGGUAACUUCUCCCAUGAAUGAAAGUAAAAGUCCAAACAUUCACCAAGACCAGCCAAGUGAAAACAAAACAGUGGGAAAAGAAACUGCUAUAUCAUUAAGUGAAAAAAAUCCUGAUCAAGAACAGGCAGUAAGCAGAGACUUCCCAAAGCUAAUGGAAAAUGAAGAUCACAAGCUACUACAGAGUUCACAUACAGAGCAAAAAGAUUACAACGGAAAGGAGGAAAGUCAUGGAGCAGGGCCUUAUAAUAAGAAAUGCCUAAAUAGAACUUUUCAAGAAGUUCCCAGGAGCAAUGGAGAGGAUAUAAUUAUAUCUGGAAAAUCCAAAGAUAUCUGUGAUAGAUCUGUAAUUAAUCUUUCUGAUCAAGAACAGACAGUAAGUGAAGAACCCCCAACUCAGAUGGAAUAUGAAGAUCACAAACCAACAGAGAAUUCAUGUGAAGAAGAAAAAGAUGACAACAGAAACGAGGAAAUUUAUGAGAUUACUGGGAGCAACAGAAACAAUACAAUUGAGUCUACAAGGUUGGAGAAUAUAUGCAAUACACCUGCCAUGAAUCUUUCAACAAAUGAUUCAGAAAAAGUGGAAAGAUCAAGUCCCUGGAUGAACAAAGAAUUUCUAGCAGAAGUGAGUGGUAAGAUUGAACCUGAAGUUGCCUGUUAUAUUACAGCACCUUCUAUCACUCUAGAAAAUUUAGUAUGCAGGAUCAUCAAUGACAUGAGUUCCUUGGUGGUGGAAGAUUCUGAGGAGCUGGUCAGCAAUGUCAUCAGUGUUGCAUGCUUAGACCAUGGAAAACUAAUUCCCUUUCCUAUCAACAUUGCAAUCCCAUUCACUGCACGCUACAGAGGAAAUUAUCGAGAUAUCAUGGUGAAGGUGAUGGAUAUGAACUUUCAAUCAAGUUACUUAACUCCCAUUUCCUUUGAUGGGUGCCAGGGAAACCAGAAGGGGGCCUUUGCAGAGGUGAAAAUUUGCCAGCUUGGUAUUUUUUCUGUGGUGUCAUGCUUAAAAAAAGAAACAUUCACCAUUCCAAAGAAAGGGCUCUCACAAAAGCUAAGCAUGGAUUCUAGAAUCUCUUUCUACUACCCUCCAGAAACAUUCAGUUCUCCAGUGACCAUGCAGUUAAAGGUCCAGCCAAUUGAGCCAUCACUGGUUUCCAUAUUAAAGGCAAAAUAUGACAUGUACCAUUCAGUAGUGUCUACUAGCCCACUGGUUCAUAUCCAGCAUCCUUCAUCCCAGCCAUUUAAUAAGUCAGUCAGUGUUGUUCUACCCUGUCCUCCAAAUCCAGAAAAAAAGAGACCAGGAGAUGCAACAGAACAUGCAAGAGCAUCUAGUGCCACUGUAACCAGGGUUACAACUGCAUAUCAUCUUCGGGCAAUGAGUGCCUCGGUGAGAAAACAUGGAGAGAAUCUCGGUGAAUCCUUGAAAGUAUUGGGUUACAGAAGCAAAGAAGAGGAGUGGGUUGUGCUUGAUGAUGUUAUUGUGCGGAAUGCACGGAACGGACUUGUAUCUUUUGAAGUAGAUGAGUAUUUAGAAAGCUUUAUUGUCAUUCGCCUCUCAUUUGCCAUGGACAAUACACAUCUAGUUCUGUUUAUUCAGGCUCUGGAGGAAGCCAUUCGCAGCACCAUGGCUAAUGUCGUACUAUAUCGGAAAAAAGAAAACCCUCAUAAAAUAGUUGUUUUACUGGUUCUGUCGAAAGAACUGAACUGGGAGCUGCAAAGCCUGCAUGAGGAGGGAUACUUUGGUCCUCCAGAACCAACGCAACAGUUUCAACUAAGAGAAGGAGAGCAGAUUCAUUUUAGAUUUAGUGGCAACAUAUUUGCCUCAGAUGAUGGGAAGGAUUUUGGAAAAGUCUACAGGCUUAUUUUUCAUUCACAAAGAAAGCCCAGACUGGAGCUCCAACUCAAAGAAGUGGAUGAAUUCGGUAACUACAGCUCACCUCAUUACAAGGGAACUGCAGUAUUUUACAAAAUAACCAGAGAAACAAUAGCCAAGAACUGGGAUCAACCCCUUCUGCCUGCUGACUAUCAGGACCAGUCACCUUUAUACAAGUUAGCGCUAACCUUACCAAAGCAUGAAAAAUUAAUCAACCGGCCACAAAGCACAAAAAGAAUUGCUACAGAUUCAUCAGAGGCCCUGUGGGAUAACUUGCUGUACUGGCUCGCAGAGGAGCUCUCAGAAGAUAAUGCAUCAUUGCUCUCUUUGCACCUGCCUAUCCGUCGGAGUGCUCUUCAGCUUGUUAGACUGAAGUGCCCUGAUAAUCUAACGCAUCAGAUAUAUGAGCUUCUUUGCUUCUGGAAAAAGAAUCUUCCAAGAUCAGCUGAUAAACAGCGACUCCUAUCUCGUUAUCUUCGUAAGAGUGGCAGAAGCGAUCUUUCAGAAGAGCUCAGGUUCAAGUGGGAGAAUAAAGCAUUCACUUGGCAAAAGCACUGGUUUGAGAUGGACAACUGAAAGACUGAUAUCCAUAUGUUUUCACCUUGGGAAAUUUGAUUGUUUUUCCUGCAUGUGACUGCACAAGUAGUCAGAAUUUCCAAGUGAUAUUUGCUUUAGCUUGAUAAAUGCUUUUAAAUUUUUACAAUGAUCAUAGAAUAUCAGGGUUGGAAGGGACCUCAGGAGGUCACCUAGUCCAACCCCCUGCUCAAAGCAGGACCAAUUCCCAACUAAAUCAUCCCAGUCAGGGCUUUGUCAAGCCGGGCCGUAAAAACCUCCAAGGAAGGAGAUUCCACCACCUCCCUAGGUAACACAUUCCAGUGCAAUGAAUUGGCAAACAGGGGAAAAAAGACCAGUCAGGCCGCUGGGUGUUCUUUAACUCUUCAGUAAAUUUUCACACUCUUCAUGAUAGCACAAGUUGUCUGCAAUGACUUCUUUAUGUUCUUCCCCUUGCCUAAUAACAGCUAACGUUCCUCAAUAAAAUCAAACAAGUUGCUGAAAAGACAGAUACCAAGAAUUACAUUCAGCUUUUGGAUAUACACAUAGGGCUCCACUGAUUGUAGUAGAAUCUGGUGUUUACCAAUAUGGCCCCAUAUUAUAGGGGCACAGGAAUUACCAUAUUUCAUCAGCCCAAUGGGUGACCUAGUCCAGUAUCCUAGCUCUAAUGUUGGUCAGUACCAAAUUCUUAAUAGACCAUAAUAGACAAUUAUUAUAAGGCACUAAUAGGGGAAGCAUCUUCUAAACUCAAGCAGCUAGUGGUCAUCUCUGGCACAUAAAGGGAUAUUCCCUAUGAAUACUUUAUCCUUGUGAGUGUAACUGCCAAUUAUACUCUUAUUGUUCAUAAGAAUGCCUAAGCCUCUUCUGGAUACAAUUAAAUCCUUUGUCUCAGUGCUAUAUCGAUAGCAAUGAGUUCCACAGAUAAAUACUGAAAUCUGGAGAAAAUUUCUUUUUCUCAAUUUUAAAUUUAUUGCCUUGUAAUUUCAUUCAGUGUCCUGUGUUCUUAUGUUAUGGGAAGAGGUAAAUAGAAAUGCCUGAUUGACAUUUGUAUAAUAUUCCUUAUUCAUUUACUCUGUAUCACUUCUUAUUCAUCUCCUCUCUAAACUAUUAUGUAAAAUUCCUCUCAGCUUUAAAAUGGAGUCAUGACCAAGGCAUCCCUAAUAUUGCAUAUCAAUUGCCAUACAUUACUGCUGUAUUUGAAUUACUUUGUUCUUGCAUCACAUUAAGUGACAGUGUGUAGGACCUAAUCACUAAUAUAUUGCUAUCCAUCUGGUAUGCCACA
Trachemys scripta elegans is the source of this 4204-nucleotide messenger RNA. It is a transcript of the gene DTHD1, whose product is annotated as death domain containing 1. The transcript has 10 exons. The coding region runs from base 1 to 2946 and encodes 981 amino acids. Gene Ontology annotation, biological process: signal transduction. The record is from RefSeq and is a predicted model, not a curated record. Lineage: Eukaryota; Metazoa; Chordata; Testudines; Emydidae. Gene Ontology annotation, molecular function: protein binding.